GCCGCCCGCGCCUUCGGAGGGCACAGAGCGGCGGCGCUGGGGCCAUGGAGUGGCAGCUUCGGGGUCGCGCUGCGGCGCUGGCUGCAGCCCUCCUGCUGCUGCUGCUGCCGCCGCCGGGCUCCCGGGGCCAGGCCGGCGCCCCCGGCCCCCGCUGUGGCUGUGCCCACGACUCUCCGAAGAGGAGCGGUCUGCUCUGCUGCAGGGGCUGCCCAGCAGGACAGUACCUGGCAGCCCGCUGUACACAGCCGUGUGGCAAUGCCACCUGCCUCCCGUGCCCCCGGGGCACCUUCCUGGCCAGGGAGAACCACCACCAGACCAGCUGUGCCCGCUGCGAGACCUGUGAUGAGCAACUCUCCCAGGUGGCUCUGAGGAACUGCUCGGCGGCGGCGGGCACCAGCUGUGGCUGCAGGCCAGGCUGGGUCAUGGAGUGCUUGGACACGCACUGCGUCGGCAGCCUGCUCUUCCAGUGCCGCUUGUGCCUGGACUGCGGGGCCCUGCGCCGCCACCCGUGGGUGCCCUGUGACACAAAAUGUGGGACCUGCCUGCCUGGCUUCUACGAACAUGGCAACAGCUGUGUGUCCUGUCCCACCCCCACCCCUCCCCUUGCAGGAGCGCCUCCUGGAGCUGUCCUGGGCCCUGUGCGGCGGUCUGCGGCUGGAGGCAGAGUAGGUGUGUCCUGGGUCCAGGUGCUCCUGGCAGGCCUGGUGGUCCCACUCCUGCUCGGUGCCACCCUGACGUACACGUACCGCCGCUGCCAGCCCUGCAAGCCGAUGGUUCCCGCAGACGGAGCUGGGAUGGAGGCCCUGACCCCCCUGCAGGCCACCCACCUCUCACCCUCAGACAGAGCCCACGCCCUUCUGGCGCCACCCAGCGGCAGUGAGAAGGUGUGCUCCAUCCAGUUGGAAGGCCACAGCUGGACCCCUGGCCCGCUCCACACCCAGGAAGCCCUCUGCCCAGAGCUGCCGUGGCCCUGGGACCAGCUGCCCAGCAGAGCUCUUGGCCCGCCACCACCACCGCCGCCGCCGCCGCCGCCGCAGAGCUCCCCAGCGCCCCCUGCAGGCUCGGCGGCCACCAUGCUCCAGCUGGGCCCGCAGCUCUACGACGUGAUGGACGCUGUGCCCGCCCGGCGCUGGAAGGAGUUCGUGCGCACGCUGGGACUGCGCGAGGCCGAGAUCGAGGCCGUGGAGGUGGAAGUGGGCCGCUUCCGCGACCAGCAGUACGAGAUGCUGAAGCGCUGGCGCCAGCAGCAGCCCGCGGGCCUGGGCGCCAUCUACGCGGCCCUGGAACGCAUGGGGCUAGACGGCUGCGCUGAGGACCUGCGCAGCCGCCUGCAGCUCAGCCCGUGACGCGGGGACCACCUGCCAACCGGGGGCUCUGGUGGCCCUUGGCGAAGCCUUAAGUACCGUUACUUAUGCAUGUAGACAUUUUAUGUCACUUAUUAUGUAUGCCUCUGGCACAGCCCUGCGUAGCAGCGCCAGCCGGCCUCACCCCGCAGCGCCCCCCUGGGUUCCGGUUAAGGCAAAGAAACACCAAUGAACAUGGAUGGCAUGGAUGGACAGGGGAGGGUCAAGAGAUCGCUCAGCUGUUUCUCAGCCUGAGUCUGGCCGAGGCCGUGGUAUUAAAUAUA
This is a messenger RNA of Phyllostomus hastatus (greater spear-nosed bat), 1627 nucleotides long. It is a transcript of the gene TNFRSF25, whose product is annotated as TNF receptor superfamily member 25. Gene Ontology annotation, biological process: signal transduction. The transcript has 10 exons. The record is from RefSeq and is a predicted model, not a curated record. Gene Ontology annotation, molecular function: protein binding. NCBI's taxonomy places the organism in Eukaryota, Metazoa, Chordata, Mammalia, Chiroptera, Phyllostomidae. The coding region runs from base 45 to 1346 and encodes 433 amino acids. Gene Ontology annotation, cellular component: plasma membrane.